AUGGCGGCUGUCGACUGGGAUGAGCUCGGGCGGAUGAUCGGGGAAGGGGACGCGGAGGGCUUCCUGCAGGCGCUGCGGGGGCACAUGCUGAACAAGUGCGUGCACUUCAAGGCGAUGGAGAAGGGGCUGCAGAACAACUGCCUGGAGAAGCUGGGAAUGCAAGAAGCCGUGAGAUUCCUUCUUCCCUGCCUGCUCAAGCUCCUCAUGCUGCCACCAGCUACUUGGGUAACAGUGCUCUGCCACCUGCUAAUCGAGCUAGUGGCGUGCAACAUGGAUCCCGAGGUGAUUGCAUUGGUGAAGAAGGAUGCUGCACGGCUGUUCUGCCUCUGCUGCAGUCCACAAAAUGCCCGUCAGGCACUGAAGGUUGCACAAACCUUUGAUAUUCAGUCAGGAGAUGUGUCGAGACCUUCGUUCAUCCAGUACAUUGAACGCCUCUUGGAAGACAAGAGCACAAGAGUGACUGGUGUGGGUCUCAUUAUGCAUUUCAAGGGCAUUGAACAGCAUUUCCCAAUCGCCAAGCUGCUGUCUGUGCUCGUCUCAGAUGGCAGCGAGGGUCUGGCAAUGCGGUGGGCAACGAACUUGGGCGUCGAUUACCAGUGCACCCUGGUGGAGGAGUGCAUUGCAAAGGAUCGAACCAAGGCUGCUUUCCAGGCUGUGAACAGGUUCGGCCUCGCUGCUAGAUUUCCGUCUGUGGAGCGGACGUACAUGGAGAAAACCAUCCGGCACCUGUUGAAGAAAUCGCUGUGGGGCCUUGCGGCUGUGUUUGCUGGCAAAGACGGGCAGUUGCAGGAGACGGUGGUCCGUGCAAUGGCUGAGGCCGGUGAGGCCACGAUGGCCAAGCAGCACUGCAUCAUGUUCAACAUACCCGAAUCUGCAGCCCGCAUGGACCCCAAGGAACUGGCUGCGGACGAGGCGGCCCAUGCCUCCAAGUAUCUGCAACUUGCAGUGCCCAAUAGUGCUGUGCAUUUUGUCGACAAUGGGGAAGGCCUUGAUGAGGCAGAAGCAGCGCUGGAAGGUGCUCAUAUUGUGGGCGUUGACGUGGAGUGGAAACCGUGCAUGGGCAAGGGGGAGACCUCCAGGGCAAGCAUACUGCAGGUCGCCACUGAGGACAGAGUGUUUAUAUUCGACCUGCUCACCUUGAACAGGAACCCGCGGUUUGAUGAAGUACUGAAGUUAGCAUUCUGGAGGGAGUCCACCAUGGUUCUAGGCUUCUCCGUUUCAGGCGACCUGGCAAAGCUGUCAAGCUCGUACCCCUGGGUACAGGCCUUCCAAGGCGUGAAGAGCAUUUUGGACGUGCAGGCGCUGGCGCGGCUGCAUUUCAAUGCCAAUUCCAUCCAGGUCGGCAAUGGCGGCAACCUGGCUGGGCUCUCGACUGUUGCUCGUAUAAUUUUAGGGAAGCCAUUGGACAAGUCCAUGCAGGUGUCGGAUUGGGAGGCCAGGCCACUCUGUCCCUGGCAGUUGAAAUAUGCUGCGCAAGACGCGCACGUGCUCCUGCUGCUGUACAAAGCACUGGUCGCGAAUGAAAAAGGCGUGUCCUCCCACCGGAUAGAAAAAUUGAUAUUCGACUUCACCGCCUGGGACGGCCAAUCACAGGACACCUCAAAGGUGAAGGCCGCGAAAAAGCCGACUGGCCACAGCCGCACACAGGCCGGGAAAACUCUCUCUGCAGAAAGCGUCAAAACAAACGCCAGCAGAGGCGCUGGCGCUGACGACGACCUUGGUGCUGGCCAGCUGCGUUGGACAGAACUGGGCGACCCUUGUGCUCCUUUGGUUGCCGAAAAUGGAUCGGAGGUCUGCGAUGCCCUCAAGGCAGCCGCCAACUCUGGUGACGGGGCUCGUUGCCAGAGCUCCCAUGGGCGACAAGCAUGCAAGGAACGGAAAGGAGAUGUUGGAACGUCACCAGAGAGGGGGCCUUCAGUGGGCGCUCAGGAGGACCACAUGAGAAUGCCCUGUCGAGAAACGCCAUCCCGCCACCUGGGUAACGACACGGCCGAGGGUAACUCGUUGGCAGCGGCUUGCAUGGAUGUGGCCGCCAUUUCCCAUCAACCCUGGAGUACUGCGGCGCAGAAGAGCGAGGUGCCAGAAGCGGUGGUGGAUAGGCUGCGGCGGCAUGGGCUAGAGAGCGCGCUUCGGCAGCUGGACACCUUGGGGGUCGACAGGACGUCAGCCCACGAUUCUGCGGCAUCCUUGGGCAUCCCAAUCCGGCAUGUCGCCAAAAGCAUCGCCAUGAUCGUCAGGUCGACUUGCUACUUGGCGGUGCUGAGGGGCGACAAAAAGGUGGAUCUUCGUAAGGUAGCAAACGAUGUUGGAGUCAGCAGGCGCCUUGUCAGAAUGGCCACGACGGAGGAGUGCUUAAACCUGUUUGGCUUCCCUCCUGGCGUGGUGCCCCCUUUCGGCCACCCCUGCACGGUCACCGUCCUGGUUGACCCCUCUUUGGCGGAAGAGGCCCUCCUGGGAGAAGCAUCGAGGCUCUCUUGCGGCUCGGGCACCCAUGACGUGGUGGUCGAACUCACAUUCGAGCAGCUCUGCCUCGCCACCGAAUGUCGCAUCGUUGACAUAACCAACUGGAACGGGGCCACGAAGCCUGUGUCGGUCAGCCAAGCCCUGGUAGCAGCCAAGAGGACAGAAGAGGUGGCGGGGGAGGCGGCGGCGAGCGUUCCUGGCACGCCCUCCAUCGCUGGGAUGCAGGUUGCCAAGAUAGGGGCGCGCUUGCAGGAGGCCGCUGUUGGAGGGGAGACGCAGAUCGAGCAGGCCAAGUUCCUGGUGGACUCCAUGCUCGGCAGCCUGUGCUGGCGGCUGCGGUGCCUGGGCGUCGACACGGAGGCCGUGCCGGCGCUUGUGGACCGCCUGGGCCUGGCCGCUCUCACCCAGGAGGCCACCGCCCGGGGGCGCGUGUUCCUGACGAGGAACCACAGGCUAGCGGUGCAUCGCGACCUCGGGGGCGUCUUCUUGCUGUCCAGCGACGACGCAGGGGAGCAGAUACGGGAGGUGGCGUCGCACUUCGGCAUCAGGUAUGACCCAUCGACCAUGUUUUCCCGUUGCACAAAGUGCAACGCCGCAAAUUUCAUAUUCUUCCGGCCAAGCGAUACCAAGCGGCCGCCUCAAGUUUCCCAGAGGAUAUACAAGAUGGUGGAGGAGUUCUGGCGCUGUGGUGACUGCAACAAAGUCUACUGGAUCGGCCCGAAGACCAAGAGAGCCCUGAGCCAAUUGGAGCGCGAAUUCAAGCAUGGCAGUGGGGAGACUGAGGGGAAGCCCACCAAGGUGACCGGCGAAGUACAGAGGGCCAUGGGCGUGCUCAUGGAACUGGAUGGCUGUGAGGCCACGGAGCAAGCGGAAAUGGUGCAUGAAGCGCUAUGUGAGAAAUAUGCGCACAGAUCAUCAAUUGAGCGCAGCGAAGAAACUUAA
Molecule: messenger RNA, 3405 nt
Organism: Ostreobium quekettii
Lineage: Eukaryota; Viridiplantae; Chlorophyta; Ulvophyceae; Bryopsidales; Ostreobiaceae
Source: the annotation of a GenBank genome assembly